AUGGACGUUAGUAUUGCUAAGAACAACGGGGCUUUCGUACUGGGCUGUCAAAAUCGAUUUGACGACGGAACGCGCUCGAGCGACGACGCGUCGACCACGUCCAAUGGACCAGGCAAGCUCGGCGCCGGCUUUCGAGAUACGGACGAGUGUCGAGUUCGAAAUCUAGGAAGCCUCGUCUUAUUUCAAGAUCCCAGCAGUUUCUCGCUCCUAUCUCCAUCGCCGCUGAUCGCUCAGCCCGACAAGAUACUCCUACCCAACGCGCCAAUCUCGGGUCCAGGCACAUCGAGGUCGGGUCUUAGCAAGACACAUGCGCAAGGCGCCUCACCCAAGAAUCCGACCCUGACCCCGACCCCGACUCCGACCCAGACCCAGACCCAGACCCAGACCCGACCGCUUCGCGCGAGAAGCCCCGAGUCCGGCGACCUCAACGCCGAUAGUGUGGCGUAUCUGGACCUUCCUGAUCAUACCAUUGCCUCCUCCGGCUUACUACCAUUCGGCAGCGAUAAGAAACUCUAG
Fusarium vanettenii 77-13-4 is the source of this 516-nucleotide messenger RNA. RefSeq lists its product as uncharacterized. The coding region runs from base 1 to 516 and encodes 171 amino acids. NCBI's taxonomy places the organism in Eukaryota, Fungi, Ascomycota, Sordariomycetes, Hypocreales, Nectriaceae. The transcript is spliced from 3 exons. The record is from RefSeq and is a predicted model, not a curated record.